AGAUCACCGAAAUACAAUGGACAUCAACGAGCUUGUACAAUCAGAAAUCGGGGCUUCUUGCAUGCUAUAUCAAUCACACAGCAUGGGUCAAGAUGUGUUUGCCAGUGCAAUACAUUACAAUCUCAUCAAGCGCAUAAUCGGAUUACCGAAUAUAGUGCGCUGCUGUGUUUCUUGUCUGGCAUUGUGCCAUGCGACAGAAUGCGACCUUGUGUAUAAAAAGCAGUUUCGGGAGCUGUUAACCUGUGCUAGAUUGAUGGCCACAUGGUUCCAUACGGAACACCUCUACAAUGGCGUUAAUAAUAAGUUGGAUUAAAUAUUCAUUUCCAACAUACAGAUUCGGCGAUAAAAGAGCUGGACCGUAGCAUGAACGCUAUUGGUACAACCACCAACAUUCCCCACCCCUUGAACAUGACGGUAGUCUCAAAUGAUCCCAGUUGGUGGCCGAUAAUCAAUUCAAACAUCUGUAGUAGCUAUUGGAUAGUCGCGGCCGGCGUGGUUGUAUACGAUUGGGUUCUAUCACUCGGACAAGAGAUUGAACUAAUAUGGAAGCAAAGCUGGUCUCUCAUGACUGUGCUGUAUUUAGUUAUACGCUAUAUUGGAAUACCAUAUUCUAUUGCCAAUGUUCUACAACUUGUGCCAUUUGUCUCGCUGACAGAUGCAGUGAGUAACAUUUUGUACUACACAACGAAUGGGACGACUGUGGUCCUAACUGUCAUGUUGGGCGUCAUUAUGAUUGCUCGAUUGUAUGCCAUGUAUGAGAGGUCUAGAAUGAUAUUAAUCUUUCUUGUUAUUGUCUUCCUGGUUGUUAACAUCGCCUCCGGAGUCAUUAUGACAAUAGCACUCAAGGAUACUGUAGAGGAGGCGUGGAUAAUCUCUGGUACAUAUAUGUGCGCUUAUGAAUCUGAGCAGGACACCCAGCUUCUGUUUUCAAUGACUUGGAUCCUCAGCACUAUUUGGGAGGUUCUCGCACUGUGUCUUUCAAUCUGGAUCGCUGUAAAACACUUCCGUGAACUGCGACGAUUCGGCCCAUCGACAGGAUCGACCAUCGGAGACUGUUUCAAAGUGCUGAUACAAUCUCACGUGCUUUAUUUUGCAAGCUUUUUUGGUGUCCCUUGCCUCCAACUUGCUUAUCUCUCUCCAGAACUCAUUAAUUCAUCAUCCAUGGGAGCUCAGAUACUCAGUAGUGUUGUUCAAAUUUUAUUGGGCGUGCAGAUGUUUGUGCUGGGACCACGCCUCAUCCUUAGUGUUCGAGAAUAUAGCGCCAAACUUGUGGCCCACUACGAUGCAGAAACUAGCAUGAAUUCGAUUGUCUUCCAGGAGCAUGUACAUGUAUCAACUAGCAGUACUGUAUAGGGACAUACUUGCCGAGUGGUCUACAGGGAGGAGAGAUUGGUGCAGGAUCUGUCGUGAUAUUUAUUUAACAUAUCGUGUUUCGAAGUAUAUU
Suillus discolor is the source of this 1444-nucleotide messenger RNA. RefSeq lists its product as uncharacterized. Lineage: Eukaryota; Fungi; Basidiomycota; Agaricomycetes; Boletales; Suillaceae. The record is from RefSeq and is a predicted model, not a curated record. The transcript is spliced from 15 exons. Bases 364 to 1353 code for a protein of 329 amino acids.